This is a messenger RNA of Porites evermanni, 2010 nucleotides long. The record is from the annotation of a GenBank genome assembly. Lineage: Eukaryota; Metazoa; Cnidaria; Anthozoa; Scleractinia; Poritidae.
AUGCUGACCUGGAUAUACAGCAACAACAAGUUGUCUUUCACAUUGAGAUGUAAAACCACUGGUUGGUGUGCAGUCGCCUUUACAACAGGGGAUGGUAGAGGCAUGCAGGAUUACGAUAUUGCCUUGGGCGGGGUCGCUUCCGGCGACAACUAUCUUAAUGUAAGUAAGAUAGAGUUUCUUUCAGUAUAUAUCUAAAUUUCACUUACUCCAGAUGGACUAGUGUAUUGAAUACGUUUUCCAAAUUUACAGUAAGACUCAAGCAAAUAUUACUAUUACUAUUAUACGACACUGACAUCAUUAUGGCAAAGAUAUUAACUGUUAACAUACUCUAAACUAAACAAGGAGGCAGAUAUCGCUCAUAUUUGUGCCUACUGCAGCUAUGUAGGUGCGUAAGUUAUUACGCCAAAAAAAUAGAGCCUUAGUCCGCAACAGAUACGCAAUGUUCAUAACAAGAAAAUCUGUUCUUGUGAAAGAUCGAGGAAACCUUUUAUGUAGUCAAAAAAGAAUUUUUCACAAAACAAUUCAAAACGCAGUUUUUAAGACAAGAUCUCCGAACAAGAAAAACCUGGUUAGAUUAGAAAAGCGAACGAUCCACUCAACGUGAAAAUGAGGACGUAAGUGAGAGGAAAUAAGGAGACUAAGGAGACUAUAGACAGUGUUCGUAUGUUGGCUGAAGGCCAAGACAUUAUGACCUUGAAAAUUGUUAGUAAAAGGCCAUUCAAGCAGUCCAAUGAGGCACACAGCACACAGCACACAGCACACAGCACACAGCACGAAGUUGUAAUUUAAGAUUUAAUACCGUAAAAAGUGACGGUCUGUGUUAAAGUGGUAAAUAAGAGACUUUGUUUCUUUACCCGUAGGAUUACUGGAGCACCUCAACGACAAAACCAUCAAAGGAUAGUGCAAAUAACUUUGUUCUUACAACUGCGAGCGAGGCUGAUGGAUAUACAACGGUGCAGUUUGAGAGAGAUCCAGAGACAAGCGACACUGCUAACGAUGUUCAGUUUAAGGUAAGUUCUUCCUUUUUUUAAAUUCUAUCUCCGGGUGGGACCGUGGUCCCCACUCCCAUACGUCCCACCCGGAGAUGGAAAGGAGCGGGAGUUUGGGUACAAAAGCGAGCCAUCCCUGCGGGGAGGAGGAUGGUGCGACAACCUGUUGUCAGGUGCCAGUGUCAACGAAGAGAGAAAAAAACAGGACAAAAUACGUCUAUUUACACUAAAUUCGUAAAUAUUGUGUACAGCCGGUUUCUUUGUGGAUCCCGAUGAGCAGAAUUAAAUACACAGGUCCAAAAGGCAAAGGGGCGUUGUUUGUGACGGCCUCAAGUGAGAAUAGGCAUCCAAGUUUAAUUUAGUCCUCGACUAUAUGGAGAAAAGUCUUCACUGGACAGAGGGUCACCUACCUAGCCGAGUCAUCUUUAGCGCGGAGCGUUUAUCUGUAGUGCAUGCUCGCCUUGACUGAGUUAGCCGGCUUGACGAACCAUCUUGAUUAUAUGGAGAAAAGUUGGCCUGACCGAACGAAAUAUGUAACCUGGACUACUAACCGAGCCAACUCUUUGAUUCUCGUUAACAGUUCACCAAGUUUUUUAAGGUAAUGUAGGAAAAUUUGGCUGGCCCACGAUACUAGCUCGCGUAGGCAAGUGACCCUUCUAUCUCGGACAACUCUUCUCCAUACAUACAUAAAUACAUGUUUUAUUUGGAGUCUUUUAUGUAGUUGUAUGUAGUUUUCGCGAUCCUAACUUAGUCACUUUCUAUUUCAGAAGGUUAAAAAUAGCAUUAAAAUAGCAAACUAAUGAAAUUCUUUCCAUAUUUUUUUAUGUAGCCUGGUACUGAAGUCACUAUUGCGUGGGCCAUGCACAACUCUUUGGAUGGAGAUGUAGAUAUUUCUAAGCACACCGACAGACAAGUGUUACCAACCAAAUACAUACUGGUGCCAGGUGCAGCAAAUAUGCUGGAGUCACGUGUGAUGCUUUCUGCGAUCCUGGCCGCCAUCGUUGUCUAUUUGGUGUCCUAA